This is a messenger RNA of Histoplasma capsulatum G186AR, 1716 nucleotides long. RefSeq names its product FF domain-containing protein. Gene Ontology annotation, cellular component: nucleus. The coding region runs from base 1 to 1716 and encodes 571 amino acids. NCBI's taxonomy places the organism in Eukaryota, Fungi, Ascomycota, Eurotiomycetes, Onygenales, Ajellomycetaceae. The transcript has 2 exons. Gene Ontology annotation, molecular function: transcription coregulator activity; RNA polymerase binding. The record is from RefSeq and is a predicted model, not a curated record.
AUGCUCAAAUCUACCUAUUCCGCUUUAAAUCCACUCCCACCCGGAUGGACUGAGCACAAGGCUCCAUCAGGCCAUUCCUAUUACUACAAUGCCCAAACAAAGCAGUCAACAUAUAAGAGACCAGCCCCACUUCCCCCAGACUCUCCGCCUAGAGGAGCACCAGCUCAGCCGCCAUUUGGUUUUUCAGCGGCUUUUACCGGUGUCCCGAUUCCAGCGUUCGCGCAUCAGUCGCACUACGGACCCAUGCCCUUCAAUAUAGCAGGUCACUUCGAUAAAUCUCGCAGAGAUAGUGCCGGGAACAGGCGGGGUCAUGAUAGACCACCUCGCCAUCCAGAGGACAGGCCAAAGUCCAAGCACGCGAUCCCCGGUUGCCAUCCGUGGCUUCUCGUAAAAACAAAAUUAGGUCGUCGAUUUGUUCAUAACCCGGAUACUAACGAUAGCUUCUGGAAAUUCCCACCGGAUGUAUUGAAAGGGGUUGUCGAGUAUGAUCGUCUCGAACGGGAAAGAACAGAGCGGAGAGAGCGGGGUGAACUAAGUGGAGAAGAGCAACCAGAAGCGGGGGUUCCUGGAAGUGUGUCACAGGAACGCGAGCAAUUACCCUCUAUCGGUCGGAAUGAACCUAGGGAGGAAGAGGAUAGCGAUGAGUAUGAAGAGGUCGAGGUAACGGAUGAAGAGGGCGAGGAGGGGACUAUACCAUACAAAAGGGAGAGAACCGAUAAAGAAGCCAGCGAAACCGGACCCAUCGAAUUCAAUGAAGGUGAUAUCGAAUAUCAGCUUGCAGCCAUGGGUGAGGAAUACGGAUUGGACCCUGGAGAAUAUGGAGAGCCGGGUGAGGAGGGAUGGGAGGACGGCGCAGAGGGUCUCCCACUCACAGAAGAGGACUCAGUGGCAUUGUUCCGCGACCUACUAGAUGAUUUCCGGAUAAACCCUUACAUGCCAUGGGAGAAGCUAAUUGAAGAGGGUAAAAUCAUUGAUGACUCCAGAUACACGAUAAUGCCCAAUAUGAGAUCGCGCCGUGAGGCCUGGACCGACUGGAGCCGCGAUCGGAUACAAGAGUUGAAAGAACGACGAGAAAAGGAAGAAAAGAAAGAUCCCCGAAUCCGCUUCCUUGCUUUCCUACAGGAAUAUGCCACACCGAAAUUAUACUGGCCAGAGUUCAAACGUAAAUAUAGAAAGGAACCUGAAAUGAAGGAUAAUAAACUAUCAGAUAAAGACCGGGAAAAGCUCUACCGGGACCAUAUAUCACGCCUUAAAUUAUCCGAAAGUACUCGAAAAUCGGACCUUUCCACCCUUCUCAAGUCCAUACCCAUCCACGAGCUGAAUAGAUCGUCGACGCCGGAUACGCUUCCCGCUAGUAUCCUCGCGGACCUACGAUAUAUCUCAUUGCCACCCAACGUUCGCGAUUCGCUAAUUCAAGCAUACAUAUUAACUCUGUCCCCCGCACCCGAGCCGGAUAAUAUAUCUGCUGAGGAACAAGCAGCACGUGAUAAACGUCGGGCUGAGCGGGAGAAACGGGAAAAGGCAUUUGCCGAACGGGAGUUAUUGGUGCAGGAGCAAAAGCGGAAGCAAAGGGGUGCAUUGAUGCAUGGCAGGGAUAUGUUACGUCAAGGAGAAGCGGAGUUGGAAAUGGCGAUGCGAGUUGGCAAGGAGGGAUUGAAAAGUCAUCUGGAGCCGAAGAUGGCAACUCAAGUUCACUCUGAUGAUAAUGAUGGUUAG